CCUCUGUCGCUGCCGGAGAGACGAGUCCGCUUCGCAAUCAAUCAGUGUGCUAUCGUCGCUGUGGACUCCGAGAGACAUGUCAGCGAUAUGAAAAUUAUAACCCUGCGGCGAGGUUAGCCUCUGAUAAAGCCAGUCCUCAGCCCAGAGACAGAGAGCGAGGUUUGUCCAGAGUGGAGGGUUGUCCUGAUCUCGCAGCAGACCAACCAUGGCAAGGACCACUCUAGAUAUCAACAGUGACGGUCCUAUGUUUUCUGACUUGAACCAAAGUCCAACUGAAGAGGACGCCCUAUUUCCUCCUACCAUUCCCCCUGGACCCUCCAGGCCCCAGAGUCACUAUGAGAGGAUUGGAGGGCGAACAGGAACAUCGUUCUUCCAGACUCUCAUCCACCUGUUGAAGGGGAAUAUUGGUACAGGUUUGCUUGGUCUUCCUCUGGCUGUCAAGAAUGCAGGGCUAGUGCUUGGUCCCAUCAGCCUGCUGUGUAUGGGUGUCAUAGCACUCCACUGCAUGGUGCUGCUGGUAAAAUGCUCCCACCACCUCAGUGCAAAGAUGAACAAGCCGUCUCUCACCUACGGCGAGGCGGUGCAGUAUGGAAUGGAAAAUGUUGUGUGGCUGAGGAGACACUCACACUGGGGAAAGCGGACUGUGAAUUUGUUUCUCAUCAUCACCCAGCUGGGCUUCUGCUGUGCCUACUUUGUCUUCCUCAGUGACAAUGUCAAGCAGGUGGUGGAAGCAUCCAACGCCACCACCUUCGACUGCUACGUAAACCAGACCAACCAGACCCAGAUCCUGGUGCCCAGCUUUGACACCCGCCUCUACAUGCUCUGCUUCCUGCCUGCUAUUAUUCUGCUGGUUUUCACGCCCAACCUGAAGUACCUGGCCCCUUUUUCUCUGCUGGCCAACCUGGUCAUGUCUGCCAGCCUGGUUCUCAUCUACUUCUACUCGCUCAAGAACAUCAAAUACCCCAUCGAUCUACCAAAAGUGGGGCGUGCCAAAGAUUACCCACUCUUCUUUGGGAUGGCCAUCUUCGCUUUUGAGGGAAUCGGAGUGGUCCUUCCCCUGGAGAAUAAGAUGCAUAGGCCGCAGAGCUUCAACCUGGUUUUGUACCUGGGCAUGGGAAUUGUUACUUUUUUGUACAUCAGCCUGGGCACCAUAGGCUAUAUGUGUUUUGGAAAUGAUAUAGCAGGCAGUAUCACACUCAACCUUCCUAACUGCUGGACGUACCAGGUUGUGAAGCUGCUUUACAGCUUUGGCAUUUUCAUAACCUUUGCCCUUCAGUUCUACGUUCCGGCAGAGAUCCUUAUUCCUGCGGUGGUGGCCCGUGUGGAGGAGAGGUGGAAGAUGGCUGUUGACCUGUUGCUUCGCUCCGCCCUGGUCAUCUUCACCUGUGCCCUUGCUAUCCUGGUUCCGGAGCUGGAUCUGGUCAUCUCAUUGGUGGGCUCUUUCAGCAGCAGUUUCCUGGCACUCAUCUUCCCGCCUCUCCUCCAGAUCGCAACUUUUCACACAGAGCGCCUGUCGCCGUGGGUGACUACCAAGAACCUGAUCAUAAGCGCGGUCGGGUUCAUUGGCUUCUUAGCAGGAACCUACAUCGCCAUCGAGGAAAUCGUUAACCGAAAUGGACACAAGCAGUAAGAGACCUUUGCUACUGCUAGCGAGUGAUGGAGGGAGUGGAGUGGUGUCAUCUCAGUGUCAAAGUACCCACACAGGCUGAUCAGAAGCCGUUUUGAAAGGCACAUUUUGUUUUUAUUUGCUGCUGAAUGUCAGCAGCGUUGGGAUAAAUCAUUUACAGGUUUUAUUAAAAUGAUGCCUUGAGGAUUUGCGGUGCUUGCUGUUGUUGUAGUUUUUAGUUUGCUGACAUUUAUGCCUAAUGGCAGUUCAGUCUGACAUCACUCACAUAUUCCAGAUAUUUAUUGCAAUCAAAUAGUGACAUAAUUAUAAUUGGCGGUGAAAGCCUCAAGUAGAACAUAUGCUUAGAAGAUAGACAACCAGUUCCAAGAAUAUAGAGAGCAUGUAAAUAAUUUUUAGGGGUAAUUUUAUCAUUUUUACAACAUGAAUGUUGGGGUUUUAAUUUAGGCUAACUUUUCUUUUUUGCCUCAACCUGAAAAACUUUUGAUAUUUUCAUCAAGGAAUCAAUCUACCUCACAAACCAAUAUCAAUUUGUUCUGUUAACGCUUGGUCCACAUUAGAUGCUGUUGCUGAUACCGAGACGUUGAACGUGUGUGCACUCUGAGCCCAAAUGGCUCAGAAGUGUUUCGAAUUUGAUCCACCAUCUCUCUAAAAAAAAAAAAUCUAAAAUCUUUCUUGCACUUGGAUUGAUUGUUUCUGUUGUGACAGAAGACAGUGCAGAAAUUGUUCAAGGAACUAAUUUGAAAAAAAUAUGUGUGUGUGUGGUGUGUUUGUGUGUGUGUGUGUAUAUAUAUAUAUAUAUACAUGCAUACACAAAUUUUCUUUGCUCUUCUCUGUAAAACUUUUUUAUGUUUUUAUGUAUUUACUUAAUUAUUUGUUGGAUAUGUUUUAAUGUUUUUUUAUUUGAACAGCAUGCAUUUGUAAUGCUGAAAAACAUUACUGUUUCACUUUAUUUAUGGUUUCGAGAUGUUGUCCACAUUCUACUAUUCCUCUCACUGUAAUGGACAACCUUUAACCUUUAAGCAGUAGAUAUUAGGCAAGAUUAACAAAAAGCAAAUCCCAUCCAUCUGCUACAGUAACCGGGCCAAAGCCUCCAGUUCAGUUAAUUAACUGUUUCAUACAGAUGUCAUAUACAUUAAGUUUUUUUUUUUUGUAAUAUAAAAUCAUUCAAUGUUAAGUUGCAAAUGUUUUUCUGUGUGUGUAAACUCAUGUUGUAAAGAUUUUAUCUGUUGCACAUGUAAUUUUGUAAAUGUUUGCACAAGCAAUUUUUUGUAAUUAAUAUAUGAAACUCUUCCCUAUCCCCUGCGCUGAUUUUUUUCAGUGUUAGAAUUGUUUAAAGGUGAACUCCCCGCCUUAAACUUUAUGGCAACUGACACUUUAUCCAGAGCUCUUUUUAGUGAAGGCUCCCACUGGACACUCGAUUAUGGCCUUGGGUAGCUACCCAGAGAAGGUCAGUUUUACUUUGAUGAAGGUACACUCAUAUCAAAAUGUUAGUCCUUGCACCGCGUAAAUAAAAUUGAAACUAUCCGUGUGCUCUAGUGUCUUAUUUGGCUCGCUGCCCAGAGACGUUCCUUCGCCUCUCUGUCCCAGUCUGACAGCGCCACAGAGUCGCUCAUCACAGAUAUUUUGGAUCGGUGUGCCAUGAGCGGCACACUCUGCUCUAAAAGGUCCAAAAGCAAUAUCUAAAGAGCAACACACUGUACAAACACCGAAAACUGAACAUCAGACAAAUUAGAAACAGCCAAUCGUUUUCCCUUCAAGUUUUGAUCUAUGAUAUCUGCCCUUGAUUUAAUUCCUCUCAGUAAUUAAAUCAAUUUUUCACUAAUCAUUAGCUGGAAAAAAAAUCAAAAAUUAAUGACAUCUACUAUCCACCUUCUCUAAGAUUGUACAGUGAUCCCCCUUUUCUAAUCUAUUAAUGUGUUUGUCAAACUCUGGAAAAUAAUUCAGUGGAUGCAGUCAUAAUGCCCUACUGACUACAUAAUAAAAGUGUUACCCUAUAAUUAUAAUGUAUUUACACAUUUGUAUGACAGUGUGAGUCCAAUUAUGUUUGUAAGGAAAGUAUACUGAUUACUGGGGAGAUUUUGAGCAAGUACUUAUACAGUAUUACUGUGUAAUUAUUAUUAUAUUUAGGCCAAUUCCACUUUUUACAGCAUGCUUCUUGAACUUCUGCUGCAUUUUUUUUUUUUUUUUUUUUUUUUUUUUUUUUGAAAAAAUUAAGUGUUACCUUUUCAGCCGAAAGAUGGCAAAUGAAUGGUCUAUGAACAGCUUGGUUGGUAAACGAGAGUUUUGUGUUACAUUAUAGUAACUCAGUUCAACUGUGUAAUGUUCAAGAAGGAGUUGUGUUCGGUCCUGUUUGCAGGGCGGAUGCAGGAUCAGUGCAUGAAGAGGGUCUUGUCACUGUACAGUCAUUUUUACAGAGGUUAAUUCGCUGGCUAACAGACUGGCCGCUGUGAUGCCCUAACUUGUUUCUGACUUGUCAAUUUAGAUUUUAAACAGUCGUAAAUUGUUUUAAAUUCGUUUUCUUUCAGAAACUGUCGCCGAACAGCUCACGCGGGUCCACCACAUCAUCACAUUCUAAGUACGUUCCACUUUCCAUUAAAGUCUUAAUCAAACAUUUUAACUUGUCAGCAAAAUGGUACUCUAUCUUUGUACACGUACUUUAUCAUGAUUCUUGUAAAUAUCAGGAAUUUCUGUGUAAGCAUCAUAAAAUGCUGUCACUGAUCACAGUACUGUAGCUAGUCGUCGUCAAAAGGGCAAACUGUUAUCAAGUAUCGCUAAGCUUGCUGUCAGUGUCUCGGCAAUGUAAAGCACCGUUCAAGAGAGGACACCUGAGUCAAAUGUGUAAAUGCUUUCACCGAAUGUAAAUCCAAGCCAAAUAAAGAACCUUGGAGCUCCGAGGCCAAGCU
This is a messenger RNA of Myripristis murdjan (pinecone soldierfish), 4530 nucleotides long. It is a transcript of the gene slc36a1, whose product is annotated as solute carrier family 36 member 1. Gene Ontology annotation, cellular component: vacuolar membrane. The record is from RefSeq and is a predicted model, not a curated record. The coding region runs from base 206 to 1630 and encodes 474 amino acids. Gene Ontology annotation, molecular function: glycine transmembrane transporter activity; L-alanine transmembrane transporter activity; L-proline transmembrane transporter activity. The transcript is spliced from 12 exons. NCBI's taxonomy places the organism in Eukaryota, Metazoa, Chordata, Actinopteri, Holocentriformes, Holocentridae. Gene Ontology annotation, biological process: glycine transport; proton transmembrane transport; L-alanine transport.